AUGGGAUUCACAAUGAAUGUUAUCCUCAAGCAUACUGUUAAGGGACGAUCCAGAUGGGUCGAUCCUGUGGGUGGGCCCCACCACCUGCUUCCGCUGCUCCUACUACUCUUUGUGUCGCACGCCCCGUGGCGUGCGACGGAUUUUUCAUCCCGCCGCGCGCUCGGGGCGUGCGGCGGUUUUCUCCCCGCCGUGCGCACCGAGGCGCACGGCGGUUUCCUACCGUGGGGGACGCCCGCGGCCCCCCGAUCCCGUCGCCCGCGGCCCUCCGAUCCCGACGCCCGCGGCCCCGCGAUCCCGUCGCCCGCGGCCCCCCCCCCCCCCCCCCCCCCCCCCCCCCCCCCCCCCCCCCCCCCCCCCGAUUUCCCGUCGCGCCGCCCUGGGGAGCCGCGCGCGACCCCCCGCGGCCCCGAUUUCCCGUCGUGCCGCCCUGGGGAGCCGCACGCGACCCCCCGCGGCCCCGUUUUCCCGUCGUGCCGCCCUGGGGAGCCGCGCGCGACCCCCCGCGGCCCCGAUUUCCCGUCGUGCCGCCCUGGGGAGCCGCGCGCGACCCCCCGCGGCCCCGAUUUCCCGUCGCGCCGCCCUGGGGAGCCGCGCGCGGCCCCUCGCUGCCCCGUGGUGGCGUCCUGGGGGCCGAGCGCCGUCCCCCUCGCCGUCCCCCGCGCUCCUUCCCCCGUUCCGCCCGUUUUUAGGGUUUGGGGGUGA
Closterium sp. Yama58-4 is the source of this 702-nucleotide messenger RNA. The record is from the annotation of a GenBank genome assembly. NCBI's taxonomy places the organism in Eukaryota, Viridiplantae, Streptophyta, Zygnematophyceae, Desmidiales, Closteriaceae.